AUGAACGAGAUUUCGGGCGUCGCACAAUCUCGCGCCGACAACACAAACUUGGCUCUCACCUCCAUCUCUCUCGCCAUGGCCAAGGGCGGCGGAAAGUCCUCUGCAUCCUCCGGUACUCGCAAGAAACACGCUACAAAGGCUGCCAAGGCGACUGGUGUCGCGAUCGCGCCACAGAAACAACAGAAACAGCGUGGCGAGAAGGGAAAGAAGGGCAAGGGCAAGGCGAUAGAACCUGUCAAGAAGGCAUAUGUGCCGCCAGUCAAGCCCACGGCAGCUCGGCCAGACCCGCUCGAUGCUCUUGGACUGGCGGCACAGCUGUCGCCCGAAUUGGUCGUCGUGUUGCGCCGAUUAGGGAAGAAGGAUGUCUUGACCAAGACGAAGGCGCUGGACGAUCUACAGGCUGGUUGGCUGGACUAUACACACGCAUCGGAAAUGGCACUUGCUGUACCAGUCUGGCUUCAUCACCUCCCAUCACUGCUACUACUUCCCAGUCGACGAGUGAGCUUGCUCGCAGCCGACAUCCACGCACGCUUGCUUCGUCUACCAGAAGUGCAGGAGCAGAUAUACUUCCAUCUGAAGGAGGUCGCCAGUGCAGAUCAAUCCGAAGCCGUUCUUGGCUCAUGGGCUCUCGCCGCACACGACCAGGACAAGCAUGUGGCGAUGGCAGCAAAGCGGUCAUUUACUUCACACGUCGGCGUCGCAUCGAGCGAAGCCAAACUCAUCUUCGACGACGCAGCGCUCUCGUUCAUUCAGAGAGCUAUUUUCGAUCCGCUGGGCCUCUAUGCAUACAUCAACCCUGUCAUAGUACCGGUCGAUACCACGCCUGUGCGCACCGUGCGCGGACGGCCUGUACCCGCGCCACCCCCUCCACCGAAGAAGAGUGAUUCAGAGGCGCGGCUCGCCACGGAUGAGGAAAGUGAAGACGAUAGGAAGGCUCGUUUGCGCGUGGCCGCUAUUGGGACGCUUCAGUGGUUCUUAGAUGCGCGUGCGAAAACGGAACAGGAGAGAAGGUUUGACGACAUUUCCGAGAUCUUGUCUAACCCAACCUUGUGGACGGGGCUGUAUCAUACAAGUCCUGCGCCAUAUGCGAGUGAUACUGAGGGCGUUGGCGCUGGUCAACCACUCGUAAGGGCAGCAACGUGGCAUCUACUGCAGGCGUUGCUUCAGAACUGGAAAGAGCAGAUGAAGACCCUGCUUCCUCUACUGAGCGUCGCAGUCUUGCGCUCAGCCUUCGUUGAGCCUGACGUGCAGGUGCGCUCCGCCAUGUGGCGUCCAUGGUUGACAUUUCUGAAAGAGUUCCCUGCCGCCUGGGAGUUAGAAGCGGUGGACAGGCAUGAGCAUGACCGUGACCAUGAAAGUGAUCACGAAGAGGAGCAAAGUGAUGAGGAGGACGAGAAUAGCGAAGAGCCUCGCCCAAUAACGCAUGGCUCACCCUCAGCAACCACAGCGCCGAAAGCUUUCUCCGACUUCCUGCAGUUUCUCGAACUUGGUUGUGCAGGCGCUCCGGUGCAGGGGUAUCCGACGAUACUAAUCAUACUUACAACUAUCCCUACUUCGAUCCUCGCUGCCCCGGACCCAGUAGCACCUUAUCCCGCCCAUGCUCUUUUCGCGUCUUUCUGGGGUGCCCUUGCGGGCCGCGCCCUCGGAAUGCUAGACCGUGCAGCAGCUAAUGCGGCGUUUCUCUCCGCUUUACUCGAAUGCGCGGCGUUUGUGACCCGUCGUUUGCGCAAUGCCGGAACCGACACCGCGUCCACAACGCUACUGCAGGACCAGUACGGUUCAGCGUGGGACGCGCUCAUCGAGGGGCGGCUCAAACUUCAAGAUGAUGCAGCCGGAGAUAUCUUCGCGAGGGGCCUAGCUUCACUCGCUCUGGCUGACGAGAGCCUAUUCAAUGUCGCAUGGGAUGUGAUUGCGCCUCGCUUGACGGCACAAACGGAGCCGAACGGUGUGGCGAAGGCGCUCGCGCUUCUGGGAGCGUCGCGUGCGACAUUCGCUUCGGACACACAUGCCCGCCGAGCCGCGGACGGGCUACUUCAUUCUGUCGCAUCCGCCGCCCUAUCACGCGCACGCGAAGCACUCGCCUCCGAGGACCCAGCGAAUGUUCGAGCAGGGGUGUCUGCACUCUCUUCAUUGCUCGCCAUCAGCGCCGACGCAGGCCUUGUGGAUGAGCUGCACGCUGUGGUAGAGUCCAGCCUUCCCGCCCUCGCAGGCUCCGCGCCAUCGCUGGUUACAUCUUACUUGACGCGCCGGCCGACUCCCGCAUUAUGGCACGAUCUACUUGCAACUAUUGCCGCGCGACCAGCCCUGAUAUAUACCGCAUUGCCGGCGCUUACUGAAGCUGCCGAGGCGGGUCGGAUCAGCGAGGAGAUGAAGCCCAAGGAGGGCGACCACGCACUGGACAGUGCCAUCUCUGGGUUGUUUGAGGAUGCGGUCGAGGGGAAGGACGAGCGAGCGAGUUCACUGCUUCUGCGUGUUGUACGAAGCGCGCAGUUUUUCCUGAGUGUGGGAUCACUCGAGACGUUGUUGCAGUUGGUUGUUGCAGGCGUGGGCGAGCAAUCCGGUCUACUCUUCGAUUCCCACAGCGAGGGUGACUCGUUCAGCAGGCUCGUAGUACUGCUCGACGUCUUAGCAGCUACGCCAGCAGAAGAGGCUUCACGACAUGCCGAGCUUGCCGCGGCUAUCUUCGUAGUCGCACAUCUGACGGGAGCCUGCUUUGAUGUGGAUGACCCUAAUGUUGCGCGCUCCGUGAACGUCGCAAAGAAGCUACAAGGUUUAUGGGCGGCGACUGGGAACGAGCAAAGCGUCGAAGCUGUCAAAACAAGGUUGCGGGACCUCAUCAGCAAUGUCGGCGCGCGGCCCACUCCCUCUGAUAUUCUGGCAUCGUUGAACAGCGCUCGGAUCGAGGCGAUUGAUGUUCUCCCACCGCAGGAGUACCUCGAUUCCCUUUCAGCCUCGCUGUCUUUGGACCCCAUUCAAGCAUCUUUAGGCGUUCUGCUCCCGCUCAUCCCUCCUCCUGGCAUUGUCGAACCGUUUGAAGGGCCAGUCCCUUGUACAGAUGCCGCCGGGCUCGGGCCAUAUGCGCGCGCGGUGAGCGCUUGGGGUAUCGCCACCAUGUCCGACCGCAGCACGGCUCGAUCCCAGUUAUGGGUCCUUCGACAUCUAAUCCUGCUAGGCGUCCUCGCUGAAGAAGCUACCCUCCUUCCCGACGCUCCAAAUCCGGCGUUCGGACCCAAUAUGGAAGAGAGCACGCUACUGGACCUGAUGAUUCGCGCCCAGCAGCUGUGUUCGUACUUGCUUACAGUACCCUCCGAAGACGGCUGGCACGCGUCCGUAGUCGGCGAUACGGCACGCGAUACUGUCGGUGCAUUCGUGAAACAGGUGUUAGGAGCCGCGAAGGAGAGAGACGGAUAUCGUUAUGCCCGUGUGCUACUCGACGUACUCGCAUACAUCUCAUCGGACAUAACUUCCGCCGACGCAGAUCUCUGGAUCGGUCUCGCACGCAAGCUCGAGAAGUCCUCGCCGAACACCGCGUUGGCGAUCGUACAUGCUAUUGCGCGCACAGGUAUAGAGCCGCCUCGCCUUGACCGGUAUCGGAACGAACUGGCGGCAGGUAUGCUCGGCGUGCCUGCGUCGAAAGCCAACAUGGACGGCGUACUCCUUCUGCGACGCUUGGCUGCAAGUGCGCCUGCGCCGGAUAGCGAGGUCGCUUUCCUCCCUCAAGCUCGCGCGGUCAACUUUGCACGAGCCGCACAAACGUGGCUAGCUAGCGACGAGGACCUGGAUGACGAUGUUCAGACUGCGCUCACCGCGGUGUUCGUGCACCUGGUGCCGAUCCUACAAGGUGUCUCGGGCAGUCACUGGGAGCUCUUCUUCGAUGUUGCAGAGGAUAAUCUGCAGAAUGCAUCGUUCAGCGACGAGGAAACCCUGGUGCCUCUUAAGUACACUCUCAACUUGAUCGAGACCGUACAGGAGUAUGCGACGACGAACAAGGCACUUCGAGAGCUGUGGAACGCGAGGAAGGGCGCGAUGCUCGGCUUGAUCAAGGAUCUUAUCGUCUCGGAGACCCAUACUGGUUCUCGCUCAGAACCGCGCGCCCUGAGUCGGCAAACGGCCCUCUCGCUCAUUUCGGACUUAUCGGCGAGUGCUUUGGGGCCGACUGCGCUGGCCAAAAUGUCCCAUCUACUGGCGGACCCGUCACCCGCCGUGCAGGCACAGUCAUACCCUCUCCUGCGUCGGGCUGCGCACGCACUUACGGAGCACCUCGUCGUCGAGGCCGGCGUCGACCUUGAAGCGAAUGUGGCCUGCGAAGUCCCGGAUCAACUUCUCGCUAUACUGGAUGUACCUGAUCUUGAGGAUGCAUCCGUGUUCAGCCAUCUGCUUGGAUGGAUGGUGCUCUUCGACAUGUUCACGGACGCGAGCCAGAAAGUCAAAUCGGGUUAUGUCGCGCACCUGCUUCGACAUGAGAUGGUCCGAACGCAGCUCAUACCGCUCCUGUACUCUCUACUCAGUCUCGGCGGAUCUGGCGCACGACCGUUUAAACUCGGCUUAUGGGCUGUCGAGGAAUUCAUCGUUGAAGAUGCGGACACGGCCGAUGCACUCAGCAUGCGCCUUCUCGCAGCCCACGUGUACUACCGCUCUCUACUCGCCAUCCCGAGCCUCAUUCGAGAAUGCGUAACUGGAGGCGCUGACAUCGGGGCGCAAGCGAUCAUCACAAACUAUACGGCGACGUACUUCUCGCCUGUCAUCAUCGCUGCCGAGCUCGCACUGUUGAAGAGCCCGCAGGCGGCGGCUGAACUUGUGGCGGAGAAUUUGAGCGUGAAGGUUGCGCCCGCAGUGCGGGAAGUGAUCGCGGUGUACACGGUGGAUGAGCAGCCGCUUGAGCUCGUACUCCGCCUCCCGGCCGACUGGCCGCUGACGCGCAUCGAAGUUCGGGACACAGUCAAACGCAUUGGCGUACCGGAUGCCAAGUGGCGUGGAUGGAUGCUUGGCGUGCAGCAGAUUGUAUGGAGUCAAAACGGGCAUUUGCUCGACGCGGUCGUCCUAUUCAAGAAGAACGUGACGUUGCACUUCGAGGGCCAGGUUGAGUGUGCAAUCUGCUACUCAAUCAUCAGUAUGUCGGAGGGUAGCCUUCCGAAGAAGCCGUGCAGGACGUGCAAGAACCGGUUCCAUUCGUCUUGCUUGUACAAGUGGUUUGAGUCCAGUCACUCGUCCAGCUGCCCAUUGUGCCGCUCGGACAUUAUGUAA
Peniophora sp. CBMAI 1063 is the source of this 5244-nucleotide messenger RNA. NCBI's taxonomy places the organism in Eukaryota, Fungi, Basidiomycota, Agaricomycetes, Russulales, Peniophoraceae. The record is from the annotation of a GenBank genome assembly.